GCAUGUCGUGUACGUUCAACGAGGAAUAAUUAUCACCCGCAUUUGACGCAGUGCGUUAGUCUCAUAUUACUAACGGAAAAGAACGUAAUAUAGUGCCGCGUAUUACGCGAUACGCUUUCCGAGCAAGUAAUCCGUGUUAGUGCUUCGUAAGAAAGAACGCGGCGGUUAAGCACUGCAAAGAAAACUUGACAUUGGAACGGCCAUUUUGGCGUGUUGUUUCCUAAUCGAGUGCUCAGCUCAGCAUCGAUAUCCAUCCAUUUCAAGGAAAUAGAUAAUAUUUCAUCAUUUCCAAAAUGAUGACAGAAACACAUAUAAAUUCCAAUCAUGUCCUAAAUUCUGGUUUGAAUACCAAAUCAGAAAUAGACAAAAUGGACGAUGUGGGUUGGAAAGCCAAAUUAAAAAUUCCACCAAAGGACAAACGAAUUAAAACUAGUGAUGUUACUGAUACUCGUGGCAAUGAAUUUGAGGAGUUUUGCCUAAAACGAGAAUUAUUAAUGGGCAUCUUUGAAAAAGGUUGGGAAAAGCCUUCCCCAAUUCAAGAAGCCAGUAUUCCUAUUGCAUUAUCUGGUAAAGAUAUCUUGGCCCGUGCAAAAAAUGGGACUGGUAAAACUGGGGCCUAUUCAAUUCCAGUGCUAGAACAGGUUGAUCCACGAAAAGAUGUGAUUCAGGCACUAGUACUUGUACCCACUAGAGAGUUAGCUCUUCAGACAUCGCAAAUUUGCAUUGAACUGGCAAAACAUAUGGACAUAAAAGUAAUGGUAACUACUGGAGGAACAGACUUACGGGAUGACAUUAUGAGGAUUUAUCAGACAGUACAAGUAAUAAUAGCAACGCCAGGAAGAAUUCUUGACCUUAUGGACAAGAAUGUCGCAAAUAUGGAUCAUUGUAAAACUCUAGUUUUGGAUGAAGCAGAUAAACUACUGUCGCAAGAUUUUAAAGGAAUGUUGGAUCAUGUCAUUUCCAGAUUACCACAUGAACGUCAAAUACUGCUGUAUUCAGCUACAUUUCCCCUGACAGUGAAACAAUUCAUGGAAAAACACUUAAGAGAUCCAUAUGAGAUUAAUUUAAUGGAAGAACUCACAUUGAAAGGUGUAACACAAUAUUACGCCUUUGUACAAGAACGACAAAAAGUUCAUUGUCUUAACACACUGUUCUCCAAGUUGCAAAUAACACAAAGCAUAAUAUUCUGCAAUUCAACACAACGUGUUGAAUUACUUGCAAAAAAGAUAACAGAUCUUGGAUAUUGCUGUUAUUAUAUACACGCGAAAAUGGCGCAGGCACACCGAAAUCGCGUGUUUCAUGAUUUUCGAGCAGGACUAUGCAGAAACUUGGUUAGCAGUGAUCUGUUUACUCGUGGUAUUGACGUACAAGCUGUGAACGUCGUUAUCAAUUUUGACUUUCCAAAAAUGGCAGAGACAUACCUUCAUCGUAUCGGCCGAUCAGGACGAUUCGGUCACUUAGGUAUAGCAAUUAACCUAAUCACGUACGAAGACCGUUUUAAUUUACAUCGUAUCGAACAAGAGCUUGGAACAGAGAUUAAACCUAUUCCAAAGGUAAUAGAUCCAAGUUUGUAUGUAGCAAGACCAGAAGACAAUAAUAGCAUGGAAGAGGGUAAUGUGUCUAAGUAGUUUCGAUACAUCAUCAUGAUGUUUAUAUGCGCUCAAAGAGUUUGAAGUGUUAAAUGGUGAUUGUGUGACUCGUACAUGUAAGGCAUACAUUGCUAUGCUUUGAACUCACAGAGUGAAACAUUAUUUCAGUCUGAAAAGUAUUGUCUGGGGUGUUUAACAGUGUAUAAAGACAAAACAGUGCUAUGAACAUUUAGAUUUAAAAAAAAAGUGGUCUAUAUAGAAAAAAAUUGAAAAUUUCAAUUAACAUCAUACUAAAACGGCGGAAACAUGAAUUACUUGUAAAUAAGGCAUACUGAGCAUGAAACAGUGAACUCAGUGAAUGAAGUGAUGCGAAUGCCGGUGCGAGUCAUUCUUUGUACAUAAAUACAUAUAAAUGUACAUAAUCUAAAGUGCGCGCCAGAGUCAAGCCAUUAUCAAGAGCACAACAUGUAAACAAAUAACAUGAGUAACAUAAUAAUCAUUACAUUUUACCACAAACUGUAAAUAUUACAUGUGAGUAUUCAUCAUUUUAAUAGUAAAUUUUUAUACAAUGGCUUCAUACUUCCAAGAUUUUUUUGUUCCUUAAGAAAAAUGUGAUGGGAUGUGUGAUUUAAGAAGAAACACAGCAUAAUGAGAGUAAACUACAGUUUAAUGCUGUUUGUAUCUGAAUACCAUAAAUUAAUCCAUAUACCCAUUACUUUUGCAUUACCAUACUUUACAUAUAAAUUCUUCUUAAAUAUAUGAUCACAAAUUCUAAAUAUUAUAUCGAUCUUAAUAUUUGAUCAUGGCUUGAUUUUGCUACCUGUCAAUGCUGUCAUACAACUCUGAAAUUCAAAUCACUUUUCAAAAAAGGCGAGAUAAUCUUUUUUCUUUCUGUAAAGUGGUAAUAGACUGUUUUAAACUUAAUCUGAUUUUUUUUUACGAAAUUGUGAUUGAGAGUCAGAGGUUGUAAAAUUGACUAGUUUUAUAUAAUUAUUUUUUAUAAAUAACUGGCUGGUGGCAUUUGUCGAAGUUAGGGAUUCUAUGUAAGAUGUCUAUUGAAUAUUUGUGUCUACUGUAAUUCAAAAUUGUUCCACCAAUUGAUAUAUGAGUAAUGACAUUAUCUAGCAAGGAUUCUUUGUUACAUUUAAGACACAUUUUAGGUAAAACUACGAAUAUAAGCAAAAAUGUACAUAUUGUAGCAUAAUAACAAUAUCAUUUUCUGCAACAGAUAAAGACAACUGCCAAAAUAUAAUGGAACGUCAGCAUGGAAUCCCCUUUUAUUCUUGGUUUUUUUUUUUUUUUUUUGAUAUCUGUGUACAUGUUAACCAUAUAAAAAGGUAAAAAAAUGUAGACGCAUGUAAGAAGUAAUUUUCCAUAAAGUAAAUUUCUAUUGUUAAUAUUCUCCCAUGAACGAAAAAAAGUGCACCACCAGCCAAGACGACCUAGGUUUAUGGAACGAAAUGUGUAUACAUUAAUAGGCAAUAGUAGCAUAUUUCAUAUUUGAAGCAAAAAAUUUCAAUGAGAGAUAUUAAUGAGAAAAAGGUGAUGGAAAACGGUUUGGAAUGCCUUUAGACUUAUAAUAUCAGUUUUGACGGAUAUUUUGCUUCUGCGGUGGAGGAAACAGGAGAGAUGUCCUAUGACGACUAAGAUCUUGACUGCUGGAAUGAAGAGUUAGUAUAGUAUAGUAUGAUCUUAAAAGUAUUUGAAAUUUUGCUUUAAUACAAAUAUGGAACUAAACUUAAUUUUGAAUAUCCGUCUAAUAACGCGAUGGAUUUUUAUAUGUGUAAAAUUUUUAAAUCUGCAUGAGAUAAAACACUCAGCUUUCUAAUCAAUAUAGUUCCAUAUAAUGUCAAUAUAAAAUUAAUAUGUAAUUAUGCUUAUUACUUAAAAACUUUGACUUUUAAUUUAAUAUUUCGUAUAGAUGACACAUAUAAAUACAAUCAUAAUGAGUACGAAUAUUUGAUACAAGAGUUCUAUGCACUGACUCGUACGCAUAUCAAAGAUGAAACGAAAAAUCCUUUUCGUUCUCCGUUUUCAUUGCCCACAAUAAAAUGUAAGCCUGUUUUUAGUAUAUGGGGUAAUGUGGUUUUUGCACAAAACAUUUUAUAUAAUUCUGUUCUAUUUAAGAAAAAGAAAAUGAUAUGCUGUGAAAUUAUUAAUUAUCUGACGUAUUAUAAAUUCUCUCUUGUAUCCACUAUCUGAGCAUUAAUGCUGUGAUUUAGUAUUAUAGUAUUAAAAGCAUUAAAAACCGUUUUUCUAUGCUGACACAAAUUAUAAUUUCAUACGUACGACGUUUCAAUAUUAAAAAUGUGUCUGUAAACGCACGUAUCAGGGUGCAACAGCAUUAUCUAUCGAUUUACACUUUUUUGCCAGUUUGAGAAAGAAUGUGAUUUAAGAAAUUCGUUUAUUAUAGAAAAUCUCGAAACAAUUGAGUAUAAGCGCGCAUCGUAUUGUUGCAAGAAUCAGGCAUUAUGAUGCUUGGAACGAUAGAAAAAAAGAGCCAGUUAAUGGUAGAGAAUCAAUGUGUAAAACGUUCUUUGCCAUGUUGGAAUAUAGAUUCCAAAGUGGAAAGAAAAAAAAUUAGUUACAAAAAUUGGCAGUGAUUUAUUGAAAUAAUUACGUAAGCGUUGUAUUUAUAACAGUUUAGAGAGGAACACAUAGUGUUUUUUUCAUUGUGGCUCUAUCUUUUUACCGAUUAUUACGUUUUUUUUUCAUAUACGAAGUUACUUAUGCUGAGAAAGAAAGAAGAAAAAGUGCAUUUUCACCAAUUGGAUAUAUUGCAUACAGUAACAUCGUAUAUGAAUUCCGUUCUAAUAUUAUAUUGUAAUCCUUUUUUGUUUCUCUCGGUCUCAUUCUUUCAUAUUUUAUUAUUUUCUUCAUACGGAAACAUGUAAUUCAGUAAGUCGGACAGUAUUUUGGAUAAUGUCAGUUCUAAAACAAAAAGAAUACUCCUACAUAUUCACCACAAAAAUUUUACUUUUGUGUUAUAUAUAUUUGUGAAAGUUCUAUCAUGGUUCUUUUCGCGAAGUUGUACAGACUAGGAAGACGUUCGUGUGUUCUUGGUCUUAUUGACUUAUAAUUUAAAGCACCAUUAGAUCCGAUACCGGAAUAUUUUGUGAGAUAUAUUUUAAAUCAAUCUUUAAGAGAGUCAAGAAUGUGCCAAUGAGGGAAGAUAGAAAGAAAAAAAAUGUUCUUAAACACGCUGCAUGGAACUGUGCCUAAUAAUUUUACGUGCAUCUUGAUUAUUUCGUAAAAUAUUGUAUACGUGUGUAUUUGUUUAUUUAGCAAUUGUGCAACUGUGUCGAGCUAUAACGAAAACGAUAACUGUUGCAACAUAAACGAAUCAUAAAACAUGUGACUAAUUGGGAAUGGUCAUUAUAGUGUUUAUCUUGACUCUUUUGAAAGACUGAUAUUCGUGUGAAAUAAAAGUAUAAAUCUCUAAUAGAAGCAGGGUGAUAAAAAGAAAAAAAAAAAUUGCUGAAUGCAAUGCUAUGCGUAUAGACUGAAGGAAUAAAUAUAUAUUUGUUUUGUUCUAUUAUUGAAACUAUGACAAGUAAUCUUAACUUUAAAGUUACGUCAUGCUCCAUGUUGUGCAUGGAAUUUGAAUCUGCAAAACCAUAGAAUGCAUGUAAUACAUAUAUACAUACAUGUAUUUCUUUUUGAAGCGUUUAUGCUUGUACAAGAGUCAUAUAGUAACUUUGUUCUUUACCAUCUUGCGAAUGUUCCCUCAUGUCUGUCGCAUAGAUAAUAUUUCCAAGUGAAGUUCCUAUACCUCAUCUUGGAGAAGGAAAUACCCUUGAUGUGGAAACAAUUGUGUGAGGGCACCUUUGUAGCGAUGUGUUAAUAUCUGGAUUAUGGGAUAAGUAAGGGAAAAACCCUUGUCAUCAUCCUAAGGGUUAAUAAUAAUCUUUAAGUAUAUACGAUUCACUUCGUAUGUGUAGUGAAGGAAAUAACAUCUUUACGAGACUGUGGAAUGUUAUAUUCGUGAAACAAUCUCGUACCUUCGUUGCAAUUUACAUUGGUUUUAACAGCCAAUGCCAGCGAGCUGCAACACUAUAAAAUAAAGCAUACUUUUACAAUAGGCGAAAAACAUAUUUGGUCUCGAACGCAUGUCCGAAAAAUAUUUGUAGUCCAUGCAGCUCGUUCAUAAUGUUGGGACAACAUCUCCAACAAUCCGUGCAGAGACUAUUAAAAAGAAGAAGAAGGUGAAAAAAGAAAGAAAAGAAUUCGUAAAGAAAGUACCGUCAACAUUCUAUUUAUAACAACUAUGAUAAUUCAUUUUCCAAAAUCUCAUUUUAAUAGUAUCUGAACAUCGAAUAUUCCUCAGCGACGGUACUUCGAAAGAAACACAUAUAUUUUGCAAAUUGUACCCUUUUCCGUAUUGUUCACAAACAAUGCAACAAAUUCUUCAUGACACGUUCAAACGGAAUUGGUUUAUCCUUUGACAAAGAAAGAGAAAGAAAAAAAAGAAACUUUUGAAGUACGAAUUCUCUUGUAAAUGCAAGUCGUACAAUACCGUAUAUUUGUUUCUAAUGUUUUAUACAUGAAUAUGUGCACUUUAAAACCUUUUCAUUUGCAAAGCAAUAAGUGUCAUAUAUUUUGAGACAAUCGCACGAUAUUGUUCGGAUUGCAUGAAAUUAAAAGAUAAAAAGAAAAAAAAAAAAAAAAAAAAAAAAAAAAAGAAGAAAAGAAAAAUGAAAAAUCAUAAGAAAUCGUAUGAUCCUUAUCUGAUCGUAUGUGUUGAUCGAAUGUUUUUUGUAUCUGAAAUUUUUAAGCAUUUCUGUAACUUGAGAACACCACCCCCUCUGUGUUGUUAUGUACGUUCGAUAACGUGAAAUUGAUCGCGUGCGAAAACAGAAUCGAAGAAAAAAACAAAAAAUGAGAUUAUCUGUUAUAUAUCAGGAACAUAAAUUGUUUAUUUCUCAAUUGUAAAGAUAGGUUUGUGCCUGAAUUACGAAAAGAACCUUUUUUAUUUGUUUUUCAUUUCUGCAAAGCACAGACCCGAUCUAAUGGAAAAGAUUAAAAAAAGAAACAAUAAAAUUAAAAGGCAUGUCAAUGAAUUUUGUUUUCGAAAGGAACAAAAUAGCAAAGAAAAUUUGAUCCUUAAUAAAAUUUCCGGUUCAGUAUA
This is a messenger RNA of Bombus pascuorum, 6717 nucleotides long. It is a transcript of the gene me31B, whose product is annotated as ATP-dependent RNA helicase me31b. Gene Ontology annotation, molecular function: ATP binding; mRNA binding; RNA helicase activity. Gene Ontology annotation, biological process: cytoplasmic stress granule assembly; P-body assembly. Gene Ontology annotation, cellular component: P-body; cytoplasmic stress granule. NCBI's taxonomy places the organism in Eukaryota, Metazoa, Arthropoda, Insecta, Hymenoptera, Apidae. The transcript is spliced from 8 exons. The record is from RefSeq and is a predicted model, not a curated record. The coding region runs from base 294 to 1628 and encodes 444 amino acids.